Messenger RNA from Drosophila subpulchrella, 1704 nucleotides. RefSeq lists its product as uncharacterized. NCBI's taxonomy places the organism in Eukaryota, Metazoa, Arthropoda, Insecta, Diptera, Drosophilidae. The transcript has 4 exons. The record is from RefSeq and is a predicted model, not a curated record. Bases 87 to 1550 code for a protein of 487 amino acids.
CAGAGCUGGCAAAUGGCAAUCAGCUAAACCCCAAUAUUACAUGCAGGGCUCGCCAUUCGCCCCAGCAAUUCCUUUACUCGUUCUAUAUGAAUAGCGUGCUAUACGCAGCAAAGGAAUACGCCUUAAUUCAGUGGUCCAAUCUAAACCUACAUAAGACGGCAGGCGGUUCUUAUGCCUUUUAUGAAAAAGUAGCUAGGGAAGAAUACGGGAAGAGGUUGGAUCGUGCGCAGACUGUGAUAAAGGAUCUUAUAGUCACCGCGGAUCGCAAAGUUUGGCGCUGCGAUCCGGAGGAACACAAGCUGGGGGAAACCUACGAGAGGGUCACCCGCUUCCUGCAAGGAUAUAUAACUAAUGAGGUGGAUUUAAGCAAGGACGAGACUUGCAUGAACGAAUGUACCGACUACAAGUUCACUAGAGAUGAGGGUUACACCGAAAGUCCUUUCUCUCCCACGCACUCCAGAUGCUCUGGUAACGUCCAUGAUUGCCGCUAUGUAGAGUCCGAUAUGAGGGUGUGUGAGGCGGAUGAUAGCUCCGAUAGGCGGUACGAGUUCAUCCAGUACGAGAGCGGACUCGUGUACGGCCAAAAGGGCAUUUGCAGCAAUAGCUUUCACAAUGUAGAAAGCUGGCAUCGCUGGAUUUUCUGGAGAUGCAGCUACUGCCUGUGUUUGUGCGAUGAUACUAGCGAUCAGUCAGAUCGCUUCUUUAGCCUAAGACCUGUGCUAUCCGAUGUGCAGAGGAACAGAGUCGUGACGGGCCUGCAAUUUGUGAAGCGCAAUCGAAUUUUCCACCUGCAGAUACAGGAGGGUGUGCUCUUGCCACAUGGAAUCAUCAACCAUACCGAAUGGAAGCCCGUAGACGAGUUCAAAGUCUCCGGAAAGGGUGUGUGGAAGGACAUAGACUAUCACGAGCUGAGCUAUAAAAGUCGUUCCAUUGACCUGGAUGAGGUGAAAGUGGAAAACAAUUCUGUGGUUACCGGGCUGCGUUUCCAAGUGGUGGGAACCCAUCUUAACUUACAGGCCCGGUUCAGCGAGAUCGAUUUUGAGAGCGGCCAGCUAAGAGAGGAAAGCUUCUGGAAGUUAGGGGGUGGCGAUCAACCAAGGCAAAAAUUGCACCUGGAGAAUCCCAACGUGCCCACGCGAUCCAACUCUACAGUUCCACUUUCAAGCGAUAACCAGUACAUUGAUUUUACCAAUACCGGAUUUAAAGAUGAUGCUGCCCAGACGACAGUGCCCUUCAUCGAUAUCCAGGAAGUAACCUCGGACACACCGGUACCGCUCUCGGGAAUCGGUAUAUAUUACAAGGGUCUUCAUGGCUAUGGUGGCUUCCUGGCUCCCAAGCUCAUCACCUAUGACUACUCGCCCUACAUCCAAGUGCCCACAUGGGCUCCCUCUACGGUGCCUGACGAAAAGCCAUCAUCAUCGGAAAAUACAUCGUCAGAUAUCAAGAUAUCAUCAGAAGAAGAGACAUCAUCAGAUAAAAAUAUAUUAUCAGAUGAAAAGACACCCUCAGAUGAAGAGCCACAAAACUAUGAUGAUUACUAUAACGAAUAAAAACAAACGAAGUUUCUUCAACAAAACAGAAAAAAAGUUUCGCAGUGUAAAAUAAAUUUUCAAAAUAAGGAAUCACACAGAAAAUUUUGAUAAAAACACUUUUUUGUACGAACUAAUAACAUUAUAGCUGAAAAUUAUUUAAUUAAAAAUGUAA